UGUAUUGUUUAUAAGAAAUCCAGUGCGAAAUUGCUGCAAAGCAGGGAUGAUUAUACAGAGAGUAGUGCUGAAUUCACGGCCUGUGCCAGUGGUUCCAGUUGUCAGUCUGAUUGAUCUGCUGCAUGUGGUACCAACCCGAGGAUGAAGGCUCCAGUUCUGGGGCUCUUGGCACAGUUUUACAGGUGUUUCUGGGAAGCUUUAAUUUAAAGAGGUCUGUCUGUAUAUGCAAAGGGAUGCUCUUGAAGCAUAUGCAUGUGCAGUGGCUGUGAUCUGUAUUCCCUCAAUCCUGCUUGUGUCAAAAGAGGCAGAAAGGGAAGAAUGGAGUGCCAGUGGCUGAAAACUUCCGACUAGAACAAAGUACAAUAGCGGAUACGGUCCAAGCAGGACAAGUGCGUGUUAAAACCCUCUAUCUCUCUGUGGACCCUUACAUGCGCUGCCGAAUGAAUGAGGACACUGGCUCCGAUUACCUCCAGCCCUGGCAGCUCUCUGAAGUUGCUGAUGGUGGCGGUGUUGGGGUUGUGCAGGAGAGCAAGCAUGAUAACUUCGCUGAAGGAGACUUUGUAACUUCCUUCACCUGGCCCUGGCAGACAGUGGCAAUUCUUGAUGGAAGCUUGCUACAAAAGCUUGUUCCACAGCUUGUAAAUGGACGCCUUUCCUACUUUCUUGGUGCAGCUGGGAUCACAGGACUGACGGCCCUGCUGGGUGUCAGGGAGAAGGGACACGUGGCUGUGGGUGCAAAUCAGACAAUGGUGGUGAGCGGAGCAGCCGGUGCUUGUGGCUCUUUGGCUGGCCAGAUUGGCCGUCUGGAGGGCUGCUCUAGAGUGGUGGGAAUCGCUGGCACAGAUGAAAAAUGCUCCAUUUUGGUCCAAGAAAUGGGGUUUGAUGCUGCUAUCAAUUACAAGAAGGGAAAUGUAGCAGAACAGCUACGUGAACUCUGCCCAGGCGGCGUGGAUGUUUACUUUGACAAUGUUGGUGGAGACAUCAGUGAUACGGUUAUUAGUCAGAUGAAUCAGAACAGCCAUAUCAUCCUGUGUGGACAGAUUUCUCAAUAUAACAAAGAUGUGCCUUAUCCUCCUCCGCUGCCUCCUGACAUAGAAAAAAUACGGAAAGAAAGGAACAUCACAAGGGAAAGAUUCUUAGUGUUGAACUAUAUGGACAAACAUGAAGCUAGUAUAUUACAACUCUGCCAGUGGAUCCAAGAGGGUAAACUGAAGGUCAGAGAGACCAUGGUAGAAGGCUUAGCAAACAUUGGUGCUGCUUUCCAGUCCAUGAUGAGUGGAGGCAAUAUCGGAAAACAGAUCGUCUCAGUUUCUAAGUAAAAGUCACUGGUUUGAGAAAAAUAAUUGCACUCUGUCUCUAAUAGUGAGGAAGCUUUUACUUAUACCAAUUUCCAUUUUUUAAAUAAACCAUCAAGUUGUUCUGUGUGAAUUGAAAGCAGAGAUUUUGGGAUGCUAAUAAACUAAAUAGAACUGCAAA
Manacus vitellinus (golden-collared manakin) is the source of this 1476-nucleotide messenger RNA. It is a transcript of the gene PTGR2, whose product is annotated as prostaglandin reductase 2. The coding region runs from base 429 to 1319 and encodes 296 amino acids. The record is from RefSeq and is a predicted model, not a curated record. The transcript is spliced from 11 exons. Gene Ontology annotation, biological process: prostaglandin metabolic process. Gene Ontology annotation, molecular function: 15-oxoprostaglandin 13-reductase [NAD(P)+] activity. NCBI's taxonomy places the organism in Eukaryota, Metazoa, Chordata, Aves, Passeriformes, Pipridae.